AUGGCGUCCAACGAGAGUAGCAAUUUUCAGAAAGUUUUGGAGUUUAAAAUUUAUAAAUGCUCCAGUUUUUCUUCAUCUUAUGUGCCAGAAAAUAUCCUUGUAGAUAAACCAUCGGAUCAGACGUCGCGGUGGUCUUCUGAUAUUGACACUUAUCCACAGUUUCUUAUAUUAAAAUUACGAUUUUCCUCAAUUGUAAAAACAAUUACAUUUGGUAAAUAUGAGAAAACACAUGUAUGUAACAUAAAGAAGUUCAAGGUGUAUGGUGGUUUAGAGCCAGAAAAUAUGAUGGAACUUUUAGAAAAUGGAUUAAAAAAUGACUCAGUACCAGAAACUUUUGAUUUAAAACAUGUAUUAGGAAAUGAAGAAAAUUAUUUUCCUGUUAGAUACAUAAAGAUUGUUCCAUUACAAUCCUGGGGACCUAGCUUUAAUUUCUCUAUUUGGCAUAUACGAUUAACUGGCACUAAUGAUGCUAAAAUUGUAAAUCCUAGUAUCGAAUGGCUGAAUGUGUAUCGUCAGAAAGAAGUAAUAAGACUGUGUAUGAAACACUUCAGAAAACUCGAGCAACCCGAAAUUGUUGAAACAUUGCAAAGAGUUACCGGUGUUCCACUUGAAGAUCCUCGAUUGACUGGAUUAUAUGACUUACUAGUAACAAAGGGUGAUCAUUUGCAGGCUGAAUGCUUUAUAAGUAAUGCUGUAAUGAUGGGUCUUUUAAAUGACUAUAUCAAUGCUCAGACUUAUAGAGCAGUUUGGACUAAGUUAUCAUUCAAUGAUGGUAAGCCAGGAAUGAGAGGAGGUCACCAAAUGGUGCUCGAUUCAGCUGCAGAAGUUCUUUAUCUUUUUGGGGGGUGGGAUGGAAAUCAAGAUCUUUCAGAUUUAUGGGUAUAUAAUAUUGCUUCUAACAAGUGGACCAUUAUAUGCAAAGAUACAGAAGCUGUGGGUGGUCCAAGUGCAAGAUCUUGUCAUAAGAUGUGCCUUGAUCCAGAACGCAGGCAACUGUUUACUUUUGGUAAAUACUUGGACGCAGAAUACAGAACGCCGGAAAAUUUAAAGAGUGAUUUUUUUGUAUAUGAUAUUGAAUCAAAUAAGUGGACACAAAUAUCAGAAAAUACAGGGGCCGUAGGAGGGCCUCAAUUAAUUUUUGAUCAUCAAAUGUCUAUGGACGUUGAGAAACGAACAAUUUACAUAUUUGGUGGUCGUGUUCUUGUUUCUCCAACAAAUUCCGAAGAACAUGGUAUGGUAUCAAGUUCAACUGAGCAAAUUUUCUCUGGUCUGUAUUCUUAUCAUGUACCAACUGGUACUUGGAAUAGACUUGCCUGUGACAUUGCGCGUCCAUGUCCUACUAAUGCACCAAUUAUUCGAUCCAGAGCUGGACAUGCUAUGUUGUUUCAUCCUGGAUUACGAAAGUUAUACAUUUUCGCUGGUCAGAGAGGUAAAGAGGAUCUUUGCGAUUUUUUCACAUAUGAGGUCGAUACAAAUCAUAUUGAACACAUCUUUAAUGAUUUUGGUUCUAAAGAUUCGAAUCACGUUCCGGUAGCUGGUUUUACGCAAAGAGCCACAAUCGACCCUGAACUGGGAGAGAUAUAUGUUUUAUCGGGUUUAAGUAAAGACAAAGGUAAAAGAUACGAUAGUGUUCAAAAUUCCUUUUGGGUGUACAGUAUUAAAAAUAAUAAAUGGUUUUGCAUUUAUCGAAAUCAUAAUGUUGGAGAGAAAUAUUGGAGUAAAAUGCAAGAUUAUGAACCAUGUCCACGAUAUGCGCAUCAAUUGGUUUAUGAUCACGUAAAAAAGGUUCACUUUUUAUUUGGAGGAAACUCUGGUAGAUCCUGUCUUCCAAACUUACGACUCGAUGAUUUCUGGCAAUUAAAAUUAUGCAGACCGUCUCACGAACAAAUUCUUAAAAGAUGCAAACUACUUAUUAGAAAGCACAAAUUCAAAGAGCUAGCACUGAACAAUAGCGUCGAAGCACUUGAGUAUUUACAGACCAAAGUAUCGGAAAUUAUCGAUCAUAAUGAUGUGGAACAAACGAAAGAGUUUCAAUUGUUAACAUCCCUUCUAUUCAGAGAACAAAACUCCUUGUUAGGAGAAGCCACAAAUUCAAAUAGUUCAGACGCCGUAUUAGGAAAUUUAGUUAACAUGGAUACUUCGUCGUUCUGUUGUUCGACCACACGCGAUAUCCAUACUUUGAGAACUGAGUUAUACGAUAAAUUGACAGAAUUUUUUCCCGAGUCAUCGACACAGCCCCGUGCUAAUUUAAUUGAUCUUUUACCAUUGUGAUCAAACAAUAAUUAAAAUUUAACUAAGGAUACUCCAAAACGUAAAGCAAAGAGAUUCCUUUCGUUUUCUUAUAAAGACAUUUACUAUGA
Molecule: messenger RNA, 2360 nt
Organism: Eufriesea mexicana
Lineage: Eukaryota; Metazoa; Arthropoda; Insecta; Hymenoptera; Apidae
Gene: muskelin
Product: muskelin 1
Exons: 12
Coding region: 1-2271 (756 amino acids)
Cellular component (GO): cytoplasm
Molecular function (GO): protein binding
Source: RefSeq, a predicted model, not a curated record